CUUCUCUUCUUUCCUCAGAGAACAUACCCUGUACUUUCCUUGAUAUUCUUUCUUCUCUCCCUCUCUGCAUCGAGAGAGAAACAGAGAGAGACAGAGGCGAUGGAGAGAGAGAGAUACGAGCAUCUUUUUCGGGCUAGGGUUGCAGAGCAGGCUGAGAGAUACCGUGAGUUGAUUGAAGCAAUGAAGAAACUUGCUGAACUUAAUGUGGAGCUGACGGCUGAGGAGAGAAAUUUGAUGUGUGGUGGAUAUAAAAACCUCAUUGGAGCAAGAAGGGCGUCAUGGCAAAUACUGUCUUCCAUGGAACAUGAGGAGGAAGCCAAGAGGAGCGAAAAGAAUGUGAAAGUGAUAAAGGAUUACAGGCAGAGGGUUGAGGAUGAACUUUCCAUGAUAUGCAAUGACAUUCUGUCUGUCAUUGAUAACCACCUCCUUCCAUCCUCUAAAAUGGCAGAAUCCAUUGUCUUUUACUAUACGUUGAAAGGGAAUUACUAUCGAUAUCUAGCUGAGUUUAAAACUGGUGAGGAUCGUAAGGAAGCUGUAGAUCAAUCCCUCAAGGCUUAUGAGACUGCUACGAGUACUGCCGACUCGGAUCUGUCCCCUACCCAUCCAUUUAGACUUGGGCUGGCUCUGAAUCACUCUGUUUUCUACCAUGAGAUUUUGAAUUCUCCUAAGAGGGCAUGCUCCAUGGCUAGACAAGCAUUUAAUUAUGCCCUUUCAGAACGCGAUCCCCUUUGUGAAGAAUUCUACGAAGACAGCAAUCAAAUUAUGGAGCUUCUAAGAGAUAACAUCGCAUUAUGGUCCCAAUAUCUGCCAGAUGAACGAUGUGGGCAAUCUUAAGGUGAUGAAGGUAGUUCGUCUACAUACAGGCAAGAAUUAGUUGGAUAGAAGGGAGGCAAUUCUUCUCUGAGACAACUCGGUGCAUUCAUCGAUGAGGAGCAGAGCUUUUGAGAGAUUCUUUACAUUUCAUAUAGGGAUUUUUUUUUUUUUUUCGUUUAUAAGAAUUUGUUCAAUGAGUAGCAAGUUUUUGUGGAGCAGUGCUUCAGAUUAGGCCUUCACAUUUGGUGAUCGUCAUGUGAUUCUUUUUGAAGGGUUAAUCUUUUCUUAUUAUAGCAGUUGCCAUAAGCAAGCCAUUCAUAGUGCCUUGCGCAGACAAUGUUUUCUUUUAACAAUGCCAGUUUCCUGCUGAUGCUUCUCUGUUCCCCCAUUCCUUGAGGAAUUACAUGCAUCAUCUCGUGUUCUUUAAGCUCCCCUUUUGUAAAAUAAUAGAAGAGGGAAAGUGUUUGAAAGAAUUCUGUAUUUCUUAUUAA
This is a messenger RNA of Malania oleifera, 1304 nucleotides long. Its product is annotated as 14-3-3 protein 7-like. The transcript has 6 exons. Gene Ontology annotation, cellular component: cytoplasm. The record is from RefSeq and is a predicted model, not a curated record. NCBI's taxonomy places the organism in Eukaryota, Viridiplantae, Streptophyta, Magnoliopsida, Santalales, Ximeniaceae. The coding region runs from base 100 to 834 and encodes 244 amino acids. Gene Ontology annotation, biological process: signal transduction.